Messenger RNA from Penicillium lagena, 2871 nucleotides. RefSeq lists its product as uncharacterized. Lineage: Eukaryota; Fungi; Ascomycota; Eurotiomycetes; Eurotiales; Aspergillaceae. Gene Ontology annotation, molecular function: double-stranded DNA binding. The record is from RefSeq and is a predicted model, not a curated record. Gene Ontology annotation, cellular component: chromatin; SMC loading complex. Gene Ontology annotation, biological process: mitotic sister chromatid cohesion; maintenance of mitotic sister chromatid cohesion. The coding region runs from base 1 to 2871 and encodes 956 amino acids. The transcript has 6 exons.
AUGCCUCAGGCAUCAACCUCAUUCGAAGACCACGACGCCGCCCAGGGCUUCCAACCAUUUCGCGAACGUCAAUUAUUAUCUUACUCGUUGCUUCAAGGGACCGUCUCUGCGAUGAGCUUCCCACCACCGCACGGUCACUACCCCUAUGUCCCGCCCUCUUAUCCUCCUAAUGGGCAGCAUAUCCCACCCCAGUUGCUGUACAACAAUGUCGCGCCGAAUCCGCCAUCGCCGUAUAACGCCGGCUAUGGCAAGCCGGGGAUGUAUCCCCAGGCGAUGAUGCCGCAAUACCCUGCCUACCCCCAGCAAUAUAAUCAGCAGCAGUUCAAUCAACAACCACAGUUACAUCACUCUCCGUCUCAGCACCUCCAGCAAGCCCCUCCGCGGUCUCCCGCGCAGUCGUUUCCGCAGUCCCAAGUCCCUCACCACCGACCCUCAUCACAGCAAGUACCACACGCUCAACUGCCGUCGCAAUCACCCCGACCUCCCCCACCGCAGUCGCCUGUUCGGCACCCACCACCAGGGCCGCGCCCGCCUCCACCUCAGCAAGAAGAGCUCCACCAACAGUUCGUGAACCCGGCUCAGCUGUUCGUCCAGCCGCCUCUCCCGACUGCUCCUCGAUCUCGAUAUACUCAAAUCUCGUUGCAAUAUAAUGAGCCACCCAUACCCCCCGCUGCGACGGUCACUCCCCAACCACAACCUUUUCCGACCACCUCUCCGGCUCUGUCGCAAACACCCGCACCUCCGAUUGCCCGCCCCCCUUCUGCGACCAUAACGUCAAACAAUGAGGAUAGGUCACAACAGGCAAACGCAAAUGCUCUUCAGCCAUCGCCCAUUAUUAAGGCCGAGCUGGCGCCCAAGCCUUCCCCGAAUGUGGAGUUGAAGAAAGCUCCACCCGUCCCUUCACCAUCACCAAAGAUCGCUCCGCAGAUCGUGGCAGCUGAGAAGCCGACGAAGCCUACAAAACCCCCAGUCGAUUACCAGGUUCUGCUGCUGUCUUUGGCCGAUGAGUAUUUGAAUGCUGCCCACAACUACGGAACGAAGGCGGCGCUGGCGACUCGGGAAGCAGAUGUGGAGGAAUAUUACAAGCUAGUUGCGACAGGGCUUGGCUGCUUGGAAGCGGUGCUCAAGAAUUGGCGACUGCAACCUCGCAAAGAAGCUCUCGUACGACUUCGCUAUGCGCGCAUUCUAUUUGAAGAAACGGAUAACGAUAUCGAGGCGGAGACAGCUUUAAGCAAAGGGAUCGAUCUUUGUGAACGAAAUCGCAUGCUCGACUUGAAAUACAGUAUGCAGCACCUUCUAGCACGAAUGCUUCAUAAGAAGAACCCCAAGACUUCUCUGAAGGCUGUCGAUGGCAUGAUCCAAGAUGUAGAGGCAUAUCGCCAUGCCGCUUGGGAAUAUGCAUUCCGUUUUCUUCGAGUGACACUUUCGCUGUCGUCUCCGGCACACCAAGACUUUGUGCAAGCACUACAGCACCUUCACAAAAUUGCAGCUAUGGCCAGUCGGAAUGGUGACAAGGCUGUCUCGGCCAUGGCGGCUGUCAUUGAAGCCCUAGCGCAUCUACAGCAAGGGACGAGCUCGGACUCCAUCGAGCAGGCACAGCGAGCGGUGGCAGUGGCACGGAGUCAUCAACUGAACGACGAACUUCGUCACGUCCCCCAGCUGACGACCAUUGUGCAGAUGGUUGAUAUCUGCUGCAGCCUUUUGGAGUACGACGUAAACCAGUCCGCGCAAAAGCUGAAAGCCAUGCAAACGCUCAUGGAUGAGGCACUGAGCGAUACCACCAACUGGAGCUCUGAUGGCUCUUUCUCCAUUCCACUGAGUGGCAAAUCAGCUGGGCCAUCCUCAAUGGAUACCGGUGACAUUUUGCAGGUCCACAAUGGAACGCUGCUCCUAAGCUUCAACUGGCUCCCGCAGCAUGAUCUUUACACCCUUUGCUACUUCAUCAGUUCGAUCACCCUGAGCGCCAAAAAUUCUUACGAUGGUAGGAAGGCAGAGAAGUAUCUUGACGAAGGGCUCCGGAUGGUUCAAGGAGGGUUCAAGGUCCCACAGGAGAUCUCAGAAUCAAUGGUUACUGCCAAUCGACGUGUGGAGUGGCGGCAGGCCCUUCACUGCAAUUUUCUUCUGCAGCGGAUCUUCCUGGCAUGUGCUCGGACCGACUGGGAUCUCGCUAGUCAAACCCUCAACAACCUCCGACAACUUGCCCACGAGCUCGGCACCCGGCUUCCCGACAACGUCGAGUGUCUGAUGGAAUAUGCGGCCGGCACCAUCGCGCAGGCAACUGGAGACAUCAAGGCAGCACUGGCAAUUUUCCAGUCGCCAAGUUUGUCGCUAUCGCCUUCCUUCAGCAAAACGGCGCGCAAUGAUCCCCGUCGUGAUGCAGGUAUCCUCGCCGCGCUCAACACCGUGCUCAUCAUCCGAGAUCCAACACACCCCUCACAUCACCACCUCCCUAACGUCCUGUCCACCCUCGAAUCCUUCUGCCAAGGCAGCUCGAACAAAUAUAUCCAAGCCGCUUAUUAUCUCAUCUGCGCAACCGUUCACACAGACUCCACCAUUCAGACCAAACAGUUCCUGCAGCACGCCCUGCAGUCCGCCACGGCUAUCAGCAACAACCAGAUCACCUGCAUGACACUCACAUUUAUGAGCUGGAAAUACUUUCGAGGUGUGGUCGGCGAGCAAGCAGAGAAGAGCGCGCGAGCUGGUCGUGCUAUGGCCAAGAGAGCCAAUGACCGUCUGUGGGCCAGCGUGACGGAUGAAAUGCUUGCGGAGACCCUUGAGCGCCAAGGUAAAAGCGAAGAAGCUCAGAAUGUUCGGGAGGAAGGCCAUCGGCUGACGAUGGGAUUGCCGCCUGCAUUGAGACGGCCAGCCUAA